Messenger RNA from Adineta steineri, 1167 nucleotides. The record is from the annotation of a GenBank genome assembly. Lineage: Eukaryota; Metazoa; Rotifera; Eurotatoria; Adinetida; Adinetidae.
AUGCACUCCACAAAUAAUAGUCAGCGUAAACAUAUUGCUCGCAAGAUAUAUACGCCAACUCAAAAGUCGUCAGCUACAAUUACAAAAUAUUAUCUAUUGUUUUUCAAUGAAACUGAAACAUAUCAAAUUGUAGCUAAAAGUAGUAUCAAAUGCGUUGACGAUCAUGGUAUAGCUACAAUCACAAUUAAUAAAAAACAAAUCAAAGGAAAAAUUAUUCUUACUGAUUCCUUUGAUGAAUGUGAGAAAGAAAUGAGCCGAAGAACACGUCUUUCUCAACAGGAUAACAAUAAUGAUUUUGAUUCUCAAAAAGAUGAUGCUGAUGUAGAGAAUGACGUCGUAACAGUUGAUACACAACAUCAAAUUUCAACUCAAUCUCAGUUUCCACAUGAUUCAUUAGCUAGACUGAAUUACGAAUCAGCAUCAGAUGAUAGUGAAAAAGAAAAUGAAAAAUAUAACGAAGAUGAUGAGUUAUCAGAUCAAUACGUCAAAUCAAUAAAAAAGAAGAAUACAAAUAAAAGAAAAUCCACAACUGAUCAUGCUGGUAAAAAAAGAAAAAAAAUUGUCAAAGAAGGUGAUGAACAUGUUCAAUCUAGAAAACUAGACACACAAUCUGAAAUAAGUUAUUCUGGUGUUUCUAUUUUGAACGCUAUUGAAAACAAAUUCUUAGGACUGGAAAACAAAUUGCUCUCCAUUGAUAGUAAAAAUGACAAACAAAUGGCGCAUUUAACUAAGAAAAUCGAUCAUCUAACAGCCUCAUCCAUAUAUAACAAGGUGGUGCUUGAUCAAUAUCGUGAUCAAACAAAUGAAGAGUUUGAUAAAGAAUUGAUGUAUGAAGAUACUAAUCUAUUAAGAACAGUAGCAUCAUCGUUUGGUGAUUUUGCGCGCAAAACCAUGCGACUUGUAUUUAAUGCGCAUGAAUUAACAACACAAAUUCUUCCUCCACAAAGACAUUAUCUAGCUCGAACAAGUUUAAAUGAGAAAAAAUUCCAAUUAGUAAAUGAUGCUAUUCGCAUCAAGUUCAAGAUUGAUAGUACGAAAUAUGCUGCAUUUUAUAAAAAUAUUUUGAGAAGAAAAUUAUCUGAUUUUCUUAUUGAAGAACGUCGUCGAGGAUUAAAAAGGAUUGGUCGUGAUCAUAUUCAAAAUGAAACUAUGGAAAAUUCAUCUUGA